Molecule: messenger RNA, 1236 nt
Organism: Daphnia carinata
Lineage: Eukaryota; Metazoa; Arthropoda; Branchiopoda; Diplostraca; Daphniidae
Product: lactosylceramide 4-alpha-galactosyltransferase-like
Exons: 2
Coding region: 129-1217 (362 amino acids)
Biological process (GO): glycosphingolipid biosynthetic process
Molecular function (GO): hexosyltransferase activity
Source: RefSeq, a predicted model, not a curated record
UGCGGACGUGACGUUGUUAGUUGCACAUGCCACGUAAGUUUCAGUUUACCUAGUGGACGUCAGCUGCAACGAUGUCCGUGUCCGGCAACUAACUGAAAUCCAAACUCAGCUGGCAGUGGAGAAAGGAAAUGGGACGUUGCGCAAUUUACAAUUUACAGUUUGGAUGGCAAGGAUUCGCGUACGUUUCUUGCCUUUGGCGACAUCGGAACGUCAAGAAAGUCGUGACUGUUUUCACGCUGACGGCCUUCCUUUACGUGACGUUGUGGCUCACUCAAAACGGCCACGACGAACAGCUUCGCGCACGCAAUCUCGGACUGAAGAUCAACAUCAUCAAGUGGUCGGCCGGAGGUGAAACGGAACGAAGCGAUUCCAAUCGCAGGAUCUUCUUUCACGAGACGAGCGGCCGCAGCGAUCUGAGUUUGAGGCAAACGUGCGCGGUCGAAUCGGCCGCCAAACACAAUCCCGAUCGGCCCGUCCAAGUCUUCAUGACGGCCGAUCGACUGGAAUACUCCAGCCCUUGGCUGGAAGUGCUGCAACAUUACGCCAACGUGACCAUCGUCGUGAUGGAUAUGAAAUCCUAUUUCGCCAGCACGCCGCUGGAACGUUGGUACAACGAAGGCGAAUGGCGGGCCAGUAUCCACAAGAUCGUUCACCUGUCGGACUACGUUCGCGUGCUGACUCUGCUCAAGGGAGGUGGCAUGUACAUGGACUUGGAUUACGUCACCAUCAAACGGCUGGACGAGGAGCUGUUGUGGAACUUCUUACUGUUCGAAACGGCCGACAUGAAGCUGGUGACCAACUCGGUUUUGCACCUGGAACGCGGCCACCGGCUCAUCGGCGAGAUGAUUCAACGACUAGUCAAGUAUUACGACGCCAACGAGUACAUGUGGCACGGGCCAUCGAUGGUCAGCACCGUCAUGAGCCGCACGUGCGCCGUCAAACGCGGCCAGCCCGAUUCGAACAAUUGCACGGACGUCCGUCUCCUGCCUCACGACUACUUCGCGCCCAUCUCCAACACGGAAUGGGAACUGCUGUUUAGCGACGCGACGGACGAGAGGCUCGGCCGGCUGAAGAAUUCGAGUUACGCCGUCCAUUGCUGGAGUGGCAAAUCGAAAGGUGAACAUCUCAAAGUGCAUUCGAAUCAACUGUACGCCGCUCUGGCCCGCGAACAUUGUCCGCACACGAUCGCCCUUGGUGCAGCUGACUACUUAGCCUGACCUUUCGUCAUUGUUUAAG